Messenger RNA from Pseudogymnoascus verrucosus, 3448 nucleotides. RefSeq lists its product as uncharacterized. The transcript has 3 exons. The record is from RefSeq and is a predicted model, not a curated record. Gene Ontology annotation, biological process: DNA replication; DNA repair. NCBI's taxonomy places the organism in Eukaryota, Fungi, Ascomycota, Leotiomycetes, Thelebolales, Thelebolaceae. The coding region runs from base 186 to 3326 and encodes 1046 amino acids. Gene Ontology annotation, cellular component: DNA replication factor C complex; nucleus. Gene Ontology annotation, molecular function: DNA clamp loader activity; ATP binding; ATP hydrolysis activity.
CCCUCGUUAAUUAAAUCGCGACUACCACGUACUUUACGAGUAUCUCCAUGGCCAAUUACUUACAGGCAAAGUCAACAAUUGCAAGAUAGAGCUCUACGAGCAUGUGAGUUGCAUAUAGCUCUAUUUGGCCAAAUUAGACAAUUGCAUCACUCCAAAUCUGUUCUAGACGGCUCAGCACGGCCAACAUGCCUGCAGAUAUACGGAACUUUUUUGGUGGUAAGGGAGCCGUCCCAGCCCCAAAGAAGGAGAAGGCUGAAGCUCCCAGUUCACGACGGAAGCAAACCCGUAAAAUUAUAGACGAAAGCGAUGGAGACGAAAAUGAAGUAAAGAAGAUUGCCACUCCAAAGAAAGCUGUGCCAAAAAAGCCCUCGGAUAAGACCUCAUCGAAAGGCGAAGAGACCACCACUAGUGAUUAUUUCGCGUCGUCGCGUGGAUCGAAGAAGAUCGCAAAAAGCACACCAGAUCCAAUGAAACUGACGGCAUUAUCUCCACGCCCAAAGACAAAGUUAUCAACUACAAACUUCGAGGAGCAAAAACCGCUAAAGGGCAAGCCGCAAGGAAAGGUCUACAAGAACGCGGACGACGACGACAGAGGGGCAUACGUGGAUAUUGACGACCCCGAUGCAGGAGAUGAUAUUUUCGCUGCAGCAGUGAAUACUGGUGGGAGGCGGAAAGAGGAAGAUGAUUACAUGGAGAUUGAUGGCGACUCCGAGGAUGAUGUGGUUGUUACCAAGGCGUCCAAGAACAGCAAGCCUGCACCAAGAAGUAGGAAGCGGAAGUCAGCAUCGCUAGACCCGGAUGACUCUGACGAGUUCGACGCACCUAAGAAAGGAUCGAAAAUUAAUGAUGAGAAGAAGCCACCUGCAAAAAAACCUCGGGCUGCACCAAAGAAAGAAGUUAUUCCCGAGAGCGCGGAGAUGCAAGCAGUACUUGACAGUAUUCCAACCGUGGAAGCUCCACCUCCCCCAUCGAAAAGUGCAGAUGGCGAGAAAUUCAAUUGGAGGAAGGCCGCCGCUGGCGGAGGUAAUGCGGGCCCACCUCCAGGAGCUGGCUCAAAGGAGUUGCCGGUGGGAGCGGAUAAUUGUCUGGCUGGACUGACUUUCGUUUUCACUGGCCUUCUCGAGACAAUUUCUCGCGAAGAGGGACAGGAGCUAGUCAAAAAAUAUGGUGGAAAGGUCACUGGAGCACCCAGUGGAAAAACGAGCUAUGUUGUUCUUGGGUCGGAUGCUGGCCCAAGUAAACUGGAGAAGAUUGCAAACCUUAAAAUAAAGACAAUCAAUGAAGAUGGGCUCUUCGCUCUGGUUCGUGCCACCUCAGAGCACUUGACGCAAACUGGAGGCACAACACGAGCAGCUGAAAAGGCACUGGAAAAACAGAAAGAAGCCGAAAAGAAGAUGAAAAUUGAAGCAGAAGAAGAGGAGAGGCAGGAACGUAUAAGAGCAGCUGAAGCUGAAAAGGCUGCACGCAAAGCUGCUGAAUCGCGGGGACUUGCUCCACCUGCGAAUAAAAAUCUUGCAAACUCUCAGUUAUGGACUGUUAAAUACGCGCCUUCUAAGAUGAAUCAAAUAUGCGGCAACAAAGGCCAGGUCGAUAAAAUCCAGACUUGGUUACAAGGCUGGCCUAAAGCUCACAAACUUGGUUUUCAAUUGCCCGGCAAAGACGGCCUUGGUAUAUAUAGGUCAAUUGUUAUCUACGGCCCUCCCGGAAUUGGAAAAACUACAGCCGCUCACCUUGCAUCCAAACUCGAGGGAUACGACGUUAUAGAGAGCAACGCCAGCGAUACAAGGAGCAAGAAGCUCGUAGAGUCCGGUUUGCAGGAUGUACUCAAUAACAACUCCUUGCUGGGCUUCUUUGCAGGACAUGAUGCGCCGGUGGACUCUAAAAAGAAGAAAAUCGUGCUUAUCAUGGACGAGGUAGAUGGAAUGUCUGCCGGUGACCGUGGUGGAGUAGGCGCACUUGCUAAGAUAUGCAAGAAGACCGACAUUCCCAUCAUUCUCAUAUGCAAUGAGUUCAGAAUACCGAAGAUGAAUCCAUUCCGUCACGUAGUGGCCGAAGUCCCGUUCAGACGGCCUACGGUCGACCAGGUCCGGUCUCGUGUCGCGACCAUCUGCCACAGAGAAGGGCUGAAACUGUCCAGGGAGGCUAUGGACGCACUGAUCGAGGGAAGUAAUAAGGACAUAAGACAAGUCGUUAAUAUGCUAUCCAGCGCCAAACUAGACCAGGCCGCCAUGGAUUUCGAUCAAACCAAAUCUAUGUCGAAGCAAUGGGAGAAGCACAUCGUUUUAAAACCCUGGGACAUCUGUCACAAGUUAUUGGGGAGUGGUAUGUUUGCACCUUCAAGCAAAUCUACUCUCAACGACAAAAUAGAACUCUACUUCAACGACCAUGAGUUUAGCUACUUGAUGAUCCAGGAAAACUAUCUGAGAACGAGGCCUCUAAUGCCCCCAAACCAAAACUUGUCGCCGAGAGAACAGAGAUUGAAAACUCUAGAACUAGCAGACAAGGCAGCUGAAAGUAUUAGUGAUGGUGACCUUGUUGAUCGAAUGAUCCACGGCUCUCAGCAACAGUGGAGCUUGAUGCCUGUACAUGCCGUGUUCAGUUCAGUUCGACCUGCGAGCUUUAUGUCAGGCGCCGUAACCGGGGAAAUGCCGUUCACAACCUGGCUUGGGAACAAUAGCAAGCAUGGCAAACUCAGCCGUUUUGUUAAGGAAAUCCAGUCCCACAUGCGCCUUCGGACUUCAGGAGACAGGCAUGAGAUUCGGCAACAAUACCUGCCCACGCUCUGGACUCAGCUUAUCAAACGGCUAGAGACAGAGGGCAAAGAUUCGGUUGACGACGUUAUCGAUUUGAUGGACAGCUAUUUCCUAACACGAGACGAUUUUGAUGCUAUUAUGGAACUCGGGGUUGGACCUCAACGACAGGAAUUGGUAACGUUGGAGACUCAGACAAAGUCAACGUUUACUAGACUAUACAAUAGCCGCACGCACCCAAUGCCUUUCAUGAAAGCUAGUAAUGUGGUUGCUCCUGCUAAGGCCACCAAGGAGAUGCCGGACCUAGAAGAGGCCAUCGAGGAGAGCGACAGUGGCGAAGUUCUAGUUGAGACUCCAGACGACAACGAGGACGAGGACAUGGAUAUUUCGAAAGAUAAAUAUAUCAAGAAACCAAAAGCCAGGAAGGCAGUAGGGAAGAAGCCAGCAGGGAAGAAAUCUAAGAAAAAUGACUGCGCUGACGGGAAUGAAGAUGACUCCCAAGAUGAAGUCAAGCCCAAAAAACCCCGAACCAGCAAGCCCAAAGCCACUGGUGCCAAAACAAAGGCGAGAAAGUAGUGAAGAGGCUGUUAUUUGUGAUGAGCCCGGUGGACUAGUUACUUGUUAUACAAUCAGCGAUAAUACCGCUUUAGGAAUGGAAGUGCCAUCCCCAAAUUCUUCAACGCUACAUAGCACAGCGA